CGUAAAAUUUAUAAAGGUUAUUUAAAAAUGGCGGACGCAUCGUCUUCCGAUACUACCUCAGAUUGUUGCAUUGAAUGUUUUUCUGAUAUUUCCUCUGAAAAGUCCUCGCUGGAGUACGUUAUAGUUGGCCAGAAGCCGUGCACAUUACAUCGACGAAGCAAGAGAAACUUCCUGCAGAAGUUAUUCACGCGAGAGAUUAAAGGUUGUUUAUCAACGCACAACAAUGCAACAGAGGAAAGAUUAUUUACUUCUGUUCCUCCAUGGCGGCAUUUACCACUUUCACAUGUGGUACCCAAAUCUGCACUGGAAGCUGGGCAUAUUGUCAUGGGCUUGACACAGUGUGGUCAGUUUUUACUGACUUAUACAUACAGUUUAGAUGUAAGCGGCAACAGCUCUCUAUACAAAUACUUAUUGCAUUGGUGGGCAUUCACGCCAAAUCGUGUGGCGCGAAAGGUUGCCGAAGUCACCCUAUUCGGUAAUUACACCAUCUACAGAGAGCUGAAUAUAGUUAUAUCACAGUGGCCUAUGGAAAGGAACAAAUUGGUCAUACAUGGGCUCUGUACGGAUUGGUUGCACUUGCAACCAACAGACAGAGCCUAUUUGACCAUAACUACUGUACCUUCGCUACAAAAUUGCAAAGACUGUUUGAAAGUUGCUGCAUCUUACGAAGAGGAAGAUUUAGCAGCUAAUUGGGAUGGAUGCGUUAGGUGUAACUGCUUACAGCAUGGACUGACUGUUCACACAACUUAUGAAGUUAUCUCACCGUAUCCAAGGUUCCGGGCGGGAGUGUGUUUGAAAUACUGGAAUCACGUUGUAGUGAAUACAGGGAACUUUUUACACGUACUCAGGGUAGAUCUGGACACAGCUAAGUCUAAGAGUCAGAAGCCGAGCGAUAAACAGGACUCAGUUAUAGUUGACACCGUAACCUUAGACAUAAGCGAUGUCGAGGAAGUGGAUGAUACCAAGACAGAGUGUUUCGAAAACCUAGAUGAUAAAACGGACGCGACCGAGAAUACGAGCGAACGAUCACCAAAUCGUGAGCCAGUUCCUGAACGCGACGAAAUAAUGAAAACCGAAGAACGACUCGGACACGAGAUACCGUCAAAUACCUCAAGCAUUAAUCAAAGCGACAAUAUCUGUGAUAUUAGUAAGCCUAGUAAUAGCUUAAGCGUUAAAGUGUGCGAGUGUACGGAUAGCAUCGAGUGCAAGUGCGAUAACCUGAACUACAUCUCGCGGAUGGAGCAGCAGGCGAUAUCCGUCAGAGACAAGAUCCUCCAGGACUUCUGCGAGGACGUGUCCCAAGAGUUGAAUAUCGGUAGCGACCUAAUCACCCUAGUGAAGCAUCCUUCUUGUUCACCAAGAUCAACACCACAACGACUUCCAGCGGAUCUGCGACCCCUUACAUGGUCUUCGCCAAUACUUACUCCACCCUCGGAUAUCCUGAGGACACGUAACUCCGAAUCUAGUCAUAGGAGUAUCCGUAGUCAGAGACCGAUAUCUCCACAACCUGGUGCAUCAAAUGAGAGCAAUGCUAUUAGUAUAACUUCUAUUAAUUCACCGUUGCAUACGCUCUCUAUAAGCCCAUCUCCGUCAUGUUCUCCACGUCUUAUGUCUCCGCCUAUGACGAGGUCCUUCAGGCAUCUCAGUCCUCGUAAGAGAUCUACCUUGCAGUCUCCACCUCCAUCAAGCUUAACGUCACAACCCAGGACACGAGCCUCUCACAAACUCAUCCUCGAGGCAGAGAAGGCUUAUGAGUUCACGGAUGAAUCUCAAGAAACCUGUGAGAAAUUGAGCUCCUUCAGGAAACGAAGACUCGCUGACAAGAAGUAUGAAUUCUGUGAUGAAGCUGAGGAUGCUGAGAAUAUUGUCCCUUUCAAACACAUACGAGAUCAGUCUAAGCCUCGAGGAUGCUCUAUACAUCAAAUAUCACCAGUCACGUCACCGGUUAUACCCAAUGGUAGGCGACGCAGAAUGGAUUCUGAUCAUAGCGACUCCAGUGAAUUAAAUCCUCAAGAUCCAAAUUCUUUGAAUGAUAUUCAGAGUAUGGAAACAGCUGAGAAAUGCGUACUGCGACCACUCAAUCAAAAUCAAAUACCAAAUGGUGGCUUACACAGAGAUCGAUACAGCAAAUUAUGUCCCAAUUUCUCUCCGCUGGUUCCUAAAGUCACUCUACAGUAUCCUACAAUAAAAUGUACAGCGCAUUUCAAAAGAAGCUACAUCGAAUUGGAUGACGAGAUGGUGUCUGUAAUCACUGACGUUGAAGGUUUGGAGAACAUACUGUCCCAAUAUGAUGAAACUGGAGGUUAUGUCAGUUAUCAGUGUGUACUACCAAUGCAUGUGCAUGGGUCUGGCUAUGCACAAAUGCAAAUGAUCAGCAAUAGUAAAGCAGAAAAGAUGAUGGUACCUUGUGUAUUGGUGAACCAAUUAAGUUUUGAUAUUGAAACAUUCUCACAUCAUAUCGCAGACUGGAUUUGUACAAGAUUCAAAAAGAAAUACUGGCAUUGCAGUGAUUAUGAUAUUGAAAUCAUCGAUGUCUGCGCUCUUAGUGGGGAUGUCAUUUGUCUGCUUAUUAUGAAGAUACAAGCUAGCGAACUAUGCAAUCAGACACAAUGCUCACAGGACAGAAAGCAAUAUGAGGUGGGUUGUAAGUUCACAUGGAAUAUCGAUACAAAUCAAUAUAGAAUAACAGAUGUCUUACCGAUGGCUGAAGUCAAACCAAAAUCAUCGAAACCAUUAAAAGUACCUCACUUUCGAAGCCCAUUAUGGAAUCCAACGAAACUAAUGGCCCCCCAGAUGCGAGAAAAAAUCCAACAGCCAUAUGCACGUGCCGUACGGUUUCUUCACAACGACAUGACACUCGCAGGAGAGUCCAUUACCAGGCUUCACGACCUGGACAACCUCGUGGAAUUUUACAUAACUCCCUUGCCCAACGAUCCGUUGAUUUAGUGAGAAAAGAAAAUCUUGAGCAAUGACACGCAAUGCAAAUAAUAAAUUAUUAUCUGAUGA
Messenger RNA from Cephus cinctus (wheat stem sawfly), 3006 nucleotides. RefSeq lists its product as uncharacterized. Lineage: Eukaryota; Metazoa; Arthropoda; Insecta; Hymenoptera; Cephidae. Gene Ontology annotation, biological process: protein ubiquitination. The record is from RefSeq and is a predicted model, not a curated record. The transcript is spliced from 10 exons. Gene Ontology annotation, cellular component: Cul4-RING E3 ubiquitin ligase complex. Bases 28 to 2946 code for a protein of 972 amino acids.